Messenger RNA from Monodelphis domestica (gray short-tailed opossum), 875 nucleotides. It is a transcript of the gene DGCR6L, whose product is annotated as DiGeorge syndrome critical region gene 6 like. Lineage: Eukaryota; Metazoa; Chordata; Mammalia; Didelphimorphia; Didelphidae. The record is from RefSeq and is a predicted model, not a curated record.
ACCCGAAUCUGCUCAGGAAGAGGCGGGGCAGCCGCGCGGUGGCACGCGCCUGCGCAGUGGUACGUGGGUAGAGGCGGGCUCUACAGCGGCGGUCGCUAUGGAGCGCUACGCUGGGGGCUACGAGGAGGCGGCGGACGGCGCCCGGCAACAGGAACGGCACUACCAGCUGCUGUCGGCGCUGCAGGGGCUCGUCAAGGAGUUGCCCAGCUCUUUCCAGCAGCGCUUGUCCCACACCACCCUCAGUGACCUGGCCCUGGUGCUCAUCGACGGCACCGUUUUCGAGAUCGUUCAAGGAUUGCUCGAAAUCCAGCAUCUCACAGAGAAAAGCCUUUACAACCAGCGGCUCAAGCUGCAGAACGAACACCGAGUGCUCAAGCAGACGCUGCUCAACAAGCACAAGGAGGCCCAGCAGGCCUGUCGGCCCCACAACUUGCCCAUCCUGCGGGCGGCCCAGCAGCGGGAACAGGAGGCUGUGGAACAUCGAAUCAGGGAGGAGCAGAGGAUGAUGGAUGAGAAGAUCGUCCUGGAAUUGGACCAGAAGGUGGUGGAUCAGCAGAGCACCCUGGAAAAAGCCGGUGUCACAGGCUUCUAUGUGACCACGAACCCCCAGGAGCUGACUCUGCAGAUGAACCUGCUCGAGCUCAUUCGGAAGCUGCAACAGCGAGGAUACCAGCCCGGAAAGCCCUUCCCCUGAGCUGCUUCUGCCAGGGAGGGCGGCGAGUCCUUCGAGGCCGGAGCCUCCUGUCGGUGUUUCAGACGAUGCUUCCUCGCGGGAGGCGGUGGGCGGCCGGCCCGCCCUUUGGCCCUCGCCCACCCACCUGCCGUGAACUCUGGGGGGGGCGGGGGGGGGGCUUCCAAUUAAAAUCUGAACUCGA